Messenger RNA from Octopus sinensis (East Asian common octopus), 621 nucleotides. Its product is annotated as tigger transposable element-derived protein 6-like. The record is from RefSeq and is a predicted model, not a curated record. Lineage: Eukaryota; Metazoa; Mollusca; Cephalopoda; Octopoda; Octopodidae. Gene Ontology annotation, molecular function: nucleic acid binding. The transcript has a single exon. Bases 1 to 621 code for a protein of 206 amino acids.
AUGAAUAAUCUUGGGAUUCAAUAUGCAAAUAGCAAUAAAUCUUGGAUGACCAGUUUAAUUUUUAAAAACUGGGUUGAACGGUUAAAUUCCAAAAUGAGUGUGGAAAAUAGAAAGAUUUUGCUUCUUUUAUAUAAUGCGCCAGUUCACUAUUUUGAUGGCGAAUUCAGUAAUAUCGAAUUGUAUUUUCUUCCUCCAAAGACAACAUCUAAGAUUCAACCAAUUGAUCAAGGGAUUGUGCAUUCAUUUAAAUCGUUGUAUAAAAAAGGAAUGACUAGAAAUUUGAGUAUGGGAACAAAUAUAGGAACAUUGUCAUAUACAGAUGAACUUACCAAAUUCAAAUUAGUGAAUGCUCUACCUUUAAUUAUUGAGGCUUGGAACGAAGUCACAGUGGACACUAUCAAAAAUUGCUUUAACAAGGCAUUAAAUAAUUGGGCGAAGAUAGAUGAAAAAAUACUUGAAGAAUCCACUGACGAAAAGGUAUUAAAUUUAAAUCACCUUACAAUUAGAGAUAAUAAAAGUGACAAUCCCAUUGGUUAUGCAGAUGCACUUAAAUAUUUGGAAAAUAUUGAAAAAUAUUUUUUGCAAGAAUCUGGUGAACAUAUUCACCUAAUUACAAAUUGA